Nerophis lumbriciformis (worm pipefish) is the source of this 2532-nucleotide messenger RNA. The record is from RefSeq and is a predicted model, not a curated record. NCBI's taxonomy places the organism in Eukaryota, Metazoa, Chordata, Actinopteri, Syngnathiformes, Syngnathidae.
AUGCACCAGCUCUUUAGCCAGGUGCUGGGCCAAAGGGAUUUGUCUAGAGCGGGAGAUUUGUUUUCUCUGGAAGAUGCUGCAAUCGAAGACUGCUUGUCAGAGGCUUUGGACCAGAUCAAGUCCAUUUCCUGUUCACAAGAUUAUUUGACCAAUGACAAUGACCAGGCUGUAGUAGAGAUUUGUAUCACGCGCAUUACCACUGCCAUCAGGGAGACAAAUUCCAUCGAGAGGCACAGCACAGCCCUGGUAGGGCUGUGGGAGUCGUGUCUGGAAUAUAACCUCACGCCUCAAGGUGACUACACUGAGGACACGCCUCACACCAAGAUAGCCUCCGACAUUACCAGCUGUAUUCUGCAGAAUUACAGUUGUCCAUCAGUCAUGGUGUUGGCUGUUCCAGUGGCGGUGCGUUUCCUGCAUAAAGGCAACAGAGAAUUGAGACGCAACAUGUCCAGUUAUAUUUCACUGGCUGCUAUAGCCGAGGUCAAUCUGCUGGCUGAACAUACAGAGGACAUAACACUCAGUGUGCUUGCAGGCAACCACAUGCUCCUCCGUGUGCUUCCUUCAGUCUACCCCAGACAACCUGAUGUCAUACACUGUCACCUUGGCAAGCUCACUGGUCUGAUGUCACAGCUGGAGUGCAUAGAACAACAACACCUGAUUAAACUGCUUCAAAUGGUGGCUGAGCAACACCCACUGAUGCUGAGCCCCCAAGUGCCUGCCCUGGUCAGUUACCUAAGCAACCAGUCUCUAAUUGAGGCCAUAUUAGGCACUCUGGUGGAUGUGUCUCAAGCCAGCCCCUCCUCGCUGGUCAGCUGUCUGCCAAAACUCAGGACUGUGGGACAACAAUGGCCUGCUCUCUUGGGUCACGUGGCGAAAAUCCAUGGUGCUGUGGGCAUCAUCAGUGAGGCCCAUGCACACAGUUGUUUGGUCUACCUAGUGUCUCUUCUGGGCAAUCCGGAACACACUUUUCAUCACAUGUUGCUACUGGAGAUCAAAGUUUUGACUGAUCGUUACCCGUCCGUGCUCGGAGGCUCUGGAAAAGACCUCUACAGGCUGAGCAACUCAUUCACUGCCAUAUCCAGGCUGCUGGGGAAGCGGCUGGAGGGGAGUGCCACCGCACGUCGUAGGUCAGACAAAGCACACUCAACUUUUGCUCUGUUGAAGCAUUUCCUCAGUUUUCGAACAGAAAAUGGACAAUGUUCGCCAUCUCCUACUGCAUCACGUCAAGAUGAAGAAGGAGCUGCAGUAGAGGGAUCUGACCAGAGGAAGCAGGUGAAGGACGGAGGUGAGGUGGAGGUGCAGGAUGAUUCUCCUGCCCCCCAGCGGAGAUACAGUCUGAACCAAGCAGCGAAGGAGGAGCAACGAGAAAUGAGAUUCAACAGGUCAAAGAGCCUGGCUCUUCAUGCUGUGCGCUUGCGAUCCAUCAACUCGGAUGGCGUGGACGACGGAGACGGAGUGGAGCUGAGUCCAGACAACAUCACCUUCACCAGCACUUUGCCCUGCCAGCAUUCAUCAGAAGACCAAGAAGUGAUGCCUCCUGCGAGGAAACUGACAGACAUUGCACCUACAUCUGCUGCCGCUUCUGUGCCAGACUGUGGGGUCAAAGAGGCAGCGAGAGCUUGUACUGAGCAGAAGAACAAAGAGGAGGAAGCGAGGGUAGCUGACAGACUGUUCAUCCAUUUAAGAGACAAUUUGGAGAUGAUCCGAGAGUUUUGUAAGGACAUGGUCCGACAGAUCCCAAUACCAGAGCAAUGUGUAAUAGAAGAAUCCAACAGAGGAUGUGUGGCCAAACUGUCAUUCUCUUGUCCCCUGAAGGCUCAUUACUGCCUGUAUGCCAAGUCCAGUUUUAACCUAAGCAGCCGGCGGCCCCAUCUUUGGAUCCACAUCAUGCUGCUCCAUUUACAGAGUAAGUCCAACAUUCCUCUGUGCUUGUCAGAUGAAUGUGUUCAGAAGUUGGCUUCUCUUUGGGGAAAGACUCAACUCAAAGGAGCUCACAGCUUCCACAUGGCAAUGACGCAACAUGCCACCCCACACAGAAAGGAACUAGACAGUCUCCAGAUGCAGCUGGAGGAGGUUCGCUUCUUUGACCUUUUUGGCUACAGUGAAGAAGAAGGAGGGUGGCUAUGCUUCAUGUGCAACAACCCUGAAAAGGCCACAGGUGUGAACCAGGAGGGUCAGCCUCUCAUUGAGGGGAAGCUGAAGGAGAAACAAGUCCGCUGGAGAUUCAUUAAGCGCUGGAAGACUCGCUACUUCACCUUGGCAGGAAACCAGCUGCUCUUCAGGAGAGGCAAAUCAAAAGAUGAGCUGGAUGACAUUCCAAUUGAGUUAAACAAAGUGCAAAGCGUCAAGGUGGUGGCUAAGAAGCGGCGUGACCGAGGCCUACCGCGAGCCUUCGAGAUCUUCACAGACAAUAAGACGUACGUCCUCAAAGCUCAGGACGAGAAGCACGCGGAGGAAUGGCUGCAGUGCAUCAAUGUGGCCGUCGCUCAGGUCAGGGAGCGGGAGAACAGAGAGGCCACCACCUACUUGUGA